Folsomia candida is the source of this 1915-nucleotide messenger RNA. Its product is annotated as zinc finger protein 410. Bases 217 to 1521 code for a protein of 434 amino acids. The record is from RefSeq and is a predicted model, not a curated record. Lineage: Eukaryota; Metazoa; Arthropoda; Collembola; Entomobryomorpha; Isotomidae. The transcript has 8 exons. Gene Ontology annotation, cellular component: nucleus. Gene Ontology annotation, biological process: regulation of transcription by RNA polymerase II. Gene Ontology annotation, molecular function: RNA polymerase II transcription regulatory region sequence-specific DNA binding; DNA-binding transcription factor activity, RNA polymerase II-specific.
GCCAUCUGUCAAAUCAUACAUUGAAAUUGUGCUGAGCAGAAUUUUAAUAAAUUUUAGCUUUAUCCGUAAAUGAUUUUGCCAAUUUUAUAAGUUUUUAGUUCACGUGUAUUUUUUAUAUCUCUUCCUUCAAAUGUUAACCAUUGAAGCCAUGAAUUUGACAUUGACACUGUAAAAUCCGUUUCCAUUAAAUUAACAGAGUGUUAAAUCUUGCCGAUAAUGGAACCUAAAACUGAAUUAGGAAAUUUAAACCCCAUCGUCCGCCUGAGUCGUGAUGACCGUGUCGAAAUUGCUGUUGCAGAGUUCAUAAGUCGACAUCACACUUAUUGUUUCCUAUGCUCCACUUCAAUUCAAGAUUCGACUCCCAUCAGUGCUCGCACCGCGAACCGGAUCGCGAUCUGCAAAUCAUACUUUCAAGAUAUUAAUCCGAUCAGUUUUAAAAAUGAGGGGGACAUUGGGGACAACAUUGAGGACAAAGCGUGUCGAACUUGUCUCAUUGAGGUGGAAAAAGUGUGGAUGUUAAACGAGGGGAUUAUCAGGAUUAAGCAACAAAUCGCGUCAAUUUUGACAAAAGCGAAUCGGCAAUGGCAUCGACCAGUCGUCGUAACCACGGCUCAUUCAAACUUGGUAAAAAAUCCUGUCGCUCAGCCUUCUUCCCGGCCAUGCAUCAAGAUAGAGACGGAAUCCAUCAACCCCAAAGAAAAUGGGAUCUACAUCGCGAACAAUAUUUUCGUCGGCGUUGAUGACGACAAUUCUUCGGACGAGGUUAAUGAUUCCGCAGUAAUGUCGAGAAGCCUCCAGGCUGAACCCACUAUUGUCACCAACGCGAGAAGAAAGCAGACCCUGUUUAUCCGGAAUCUGGACUUUUCUGGAGGACAAGGUAACCCGUCGCCGAAUGGACCAGUAGUCAAAAAGUCUAUGCUUGUCAAAAAGCUUAAAUGUUACCACUGCGAUAAAACGUAUUUCGCAAGGACUGCCCUCACCCGUCAUGUCCGCUCGGUGCAUGAUCACGUCCGCUACCCAUGUUCCGUCUGCGGGAAGAAGUUGAUCAGUCUAAGAAAUCGGAUCACGCAUGAGGUCAUGGUCUGCAAAGUGGUCUAUUCUCCCGACGAGCUGAAAGCAUUUGGCACAAAAAUAUACACAUGCGAGGUGCAAGGCUGUGGGAAAUUAUUCCCGAGACUGGACGACUAUUCCAACCAUAUGAAGAAGCAUGCUUAUCAGGGUGUCGAUGCUGAAUCUGGCGGCGGUGGGGAUAAUUUGACAGAGAGAGGAGUGGACGAGGAGGAGGAAAUGGGCGAAAUUUUAAACCGUGGAAUAAAGUCACCACAUAAAAUAAAAAUUGAGGACGAUGCAACGAUGGAGGGCGAAAUGUUAAAUGAAGAGUACGCUUUAAUGUCUCCUGAUGGUCAAGUUAUCGAGUCCUCUUACACAGAACCUUCUUCCGCUGUGGACAUCGUUAGCAAUAUUUUUAUCGGGGGACCUCCCACCCUCGAUAACAACAGUGUGUGUAAUGUCAACCCCUAGCCUGAAUCACGACAGGGAAUUGACCGUAGCACCGCCAGUGAGACAGAUAUCAAGUUUAACCAGUUACCCUCUAGUCGUCCGUCACGUCACAAAAAUGAAUUUUUGCGUGAAUUAACUUUUGUAUUUUUGUAUGUAAAUAUUUUGUAUGUGUACAACUUACUAUUAGAGUUAUGUUUUAGUUUGACAAUUUGAGUCUCCUAUGUACGUAUGUAGAAAUGUGUAUUUUAAUUGGUUUAUCGUGUAACAAUUUUCUUUAACUGAAAUAUAAUCGUGUAUUUAAAUUGUUUAAAAACCAUGAUUUCAAUUUCAAUUUACCUUUAUUCAAAUGUUAGUCACAUUCAGUCUGGUUUACAAGUUAUAACACACUAUGCAAAUAAACAUCUGUCUAUACUAA